Varroa destructor (honeybee mite) is the source of this 908-nucleotide messenger RNA. RefSeq lists its product as uncharacterized. Lineage: Eukaryota; Metazoa; Arthropoda; Arachnida; Mesostigmata; Varroidae. The record is from RefSeq and is a predicted model, not a curated record.
ACAAUAUCAGCAGCAGCGACGGGACGGCCGAAAAUAACCAGUCAGCUUUUUGGCUGGCACUAGAUAGACACGUGUAUGUGUGCGGGAAGUGUCGUACGUUUGGCUGGAAACGUGCCUGGUGAGUGAAAUACGUGAACACAGGGUAACGUACAGCGGCUUUCGUGGGCAGCGACUGCAGAAAAGCCUUGAAAAAGACUUUGCGCAUAUUUGAAAAAAAACGAUUUUGUCGUGCAAAUACGAUGGCAGUUCGACGUGGGAGGCUGUCGAGAGCGUUGAUUGCCUCAGCUGUGAUUGUGCACUGCUUGCUGAUAACGGAUUCAUCGCCAAUCAGUCGAGACGCUACGACGAGGGCAUUGCCUAAGAAGACCGUGCCAAAGAACAAUUUCAAAACAGAUCGCAACAGUGUUGAAUUACAGUGUGAACCGGAAGACUUUGUGGUAAAAGUGAACUUCACGCAACCAUUCAGAGGGAUUGUGCAUGCGGGUCCUAAAAGUAAUAAAUGCCUCCUUAGAGGUGACGGUGGUCAGUACUAUACAUUACGAAUACCACUCGAUGGAUGCGGUACCAUUCAUAACGAAGGCCGUUUCAGCAAUACGUUAACGAUCCGGUUCCACCCGUCACUCGAACUAGAAGGUGAUGAAUUAAAGACACUCGUCUGCAGGUUUAAGACCGAAGCAGUGCUUGUUAAAUAGACUUCAAAUUAUCCGAAGCCUUAGUAAACGUCAACCCGAAGGGAUUGUCAAUAUUUAUAUGACACGACAAUAAUAAAAGCUUCGAACGAAGUACUUUAUACAAUAAUUGAGCCGAAUUUUGGUUCUAGGUGUGUAUUGUAUCUCAACCACUAUUUAAGCGCUCGUGAAGAUAAUAAAGUAUUUAUGAUUAGAAUAUCCUUGUAAUGUCACCGUCUA